Messenger RNA from Drosophila simulans, 1444 nucleotides. RefSeq lists its product as uncharacterized. The transcript has 2 exons. Gene Ontology annotation, molecular function: zinc ion binding. Bases 209 to 1231 code for a protein of 340 amino acids. The record is from RefSeq and is a predicted model, not a curated record. Gene Ontology annotation, cellular component: nucleus. NCBI's taxonomy places the organism in Eukaryota, Metazoa, Arthropoda, Insecta, Diptera, Drosophilidae.
GCAUGGCCACACUAAAAACAUCGAUAACACAUCGGCUAAGCUUGUUGAUGUUUGCUACGUUCCCAAUUUCAGUUUGUUUUUCUUUGAAUGGUUUUAUGUUUCAUGUUCUAAACUGGCUGCUUGGAAAGAUUGCUAGAUUAUCCAUUAUUCCGAAUCGUGCCUAAUCAGGUGUACGGCUGCCACGCUCCGAUUUGCCUCCAAAUUCAACAUGAAUGUUUGUCGCCUGUGCUUGUCGAAGGAAGCCAACUUUGCGGUUUUCGGUGCAAAUGGAUCAACUGCUCUGCGGAUAAUGGUCUGCACAUCACUGGAGAUUGAGCCCGGCGACGGUCUGCCGCAGCACAUAUGCACCAUGUGCCGGCUGCGACUGGAGGAGAUGCACUGCUUCCGACGACGCUGCCUUGCAGCCGAUCGCAAAUUGAGACGCCACAAGGCGUUGCAACUGCAGGGUGUCAAGUCGCAGCUGAGCGAAGUGGAGGAGGAGCGGGGCUCGCUGUGCGAUGUGGAAGGAUGCACGCCCACUGCCUGCUCGGAGAACAAUGCCCAGUGGCGCCAGCAGGCCGCCCAGCUCAUUAGCAGCGAGAUCGACGCGUAUAAAAAGGAGCUGCUCAGCACUUGCAAGCAGGCUGUGCGGGCGGAUAUCGAGCUGGAGCUGCGGGCGGAACUCGAGGAGGUCAUCAUACCCGAGGCCAAGCAGCAGUUGCGUCUGAGCGUUCUGGACGACGUGUUCGUCGAACUGGAACGCUACUUUGUCCGCAAGCGCAACGAGGUGACCUACGAGAUGAAGAUGAACUCAAGCAGCCCGCUGCCUGUCGAACAGUCCGCUGGCUUUUACGAAGCAGACAUUGGCGAGGAGCUAAGGGAGCAGACCGAUAACAGCGUGGUGGAGCUACUGGACGAUGAACCAGAAGCCAGCAGGCAGCCAGCUGCAACGCCACUAGUUGCCGUGCCCAUGGUUGAGAUCAACAUGAACGACCCGCAGCUGAGUCAUUUGCGCAACGACUUUAGCAAGGAAACCUUUCUAGGUGCCAACACAACUGCCUUAAAGGAUGUAAAAACCCCAUCGCCGUGUCGAAAGAAAGUGCGCCUUAUGAGCCCCAAACAGAAGACCGAGAACCUGUGCCGGAAGCACAGUUCCUUCAAGAAAAGAUGCCCCAGUUCGUACGCCGAUUUCAAUAGUUGUGUGCGCUGUCGUCUCAGAGGAGCGGAUAAGCUAAAUAGCACCGUGACGUAGCCAGUAAAAGGCCUUCAACGAAUUUACAACAAUAUGUUUUGGAAGUGUUCUAUGAGUCACUGCAUCACUAAUUUAGUUUAAUCCUCUAUAUUAUAAGCAUAGUACCCUUUUUUUGGGCACGUGUAAUAGUUAAGGCUAAUUUGACCACAACAUCACCUAUUUGAAUUGUCUUCGUAUUCUAUAAAACUUUAAAUAUGCAUAUGCCGUACGUUA